This is a messenger RNA of Rhizoctonia solani, 684 nucleotides long. Its product is annotated as ribulose-phosphate 3-epimerase. Gene Ontology annotation, cellular component: cytosol. Lineage: Eukaryota; Fungi; Basidiomycota; Agaricomycetes; Cantharellales; Ceratobasidiaceae. Bases 1 to 684 code for a protein of 227 amino acids. Gene Ontology annotation, molecular function: D-ribulose-phosphate 3-epimerase activity; metal ion binding. The transcript is spliced from 8 exons. The record is from RefSeq and is a predicted model, not a curated record. Gene Ontology annotation, biological process: carbohydrate metabolic process; pentose-phosphate shunt; pentose-phosphate shunt, non-oxidative branch.
AUGAAGUCCAUCAUUGCCCCCAGCGCUCUCUCCUCCGACUUUGGUCAUCUCACCGCAGAAUGUAAGCGUAUGAUUCAAAACGGCGCUGAUUGGCUCCACAUGGAUGUCAUGGACGGCCACUUUGUACCCAAUCUCACGAUCGGCGCACCGGUCCUGUCGUGUGUCAAAAAGGGCAUUCCAGAUAUCUUUAUGGACUGUCACAUGAUGGUCUCUCAGCCUGAACGCUGGGUAGAUGACAUUGCAGCAGCCGGCGGAUCAUCCUACACAUUCCACUAUGAAGCAACAGAUAACCACAUGGAGAUCAUCGAAAUGAUCCACGAGCACAACAUGCGUGCAGGCAUCGCGAUUUCACCCGACACACCGUCCACAGUUAUCACAGACGAAAUUGCCAACGCGGUCGAUAUGAUAUUGGUCAUGACCGUCAACCCUGGCCGAGGUGGUCAAAAAUUCAUGGAACGCUGCAUGCCAAAGGUCUCUGAACUCCGCGCCCGGUUCCCGGACAAAGACAUUCAAGUCGACGGUGGCGUCUCAACUUCAAACAUCGAGACGUGUGCGCACGCAGGCUCGAAUGUGAUUGUCGCUGGAACAUCUAUAUUUAUGGCCCAAGAUCCAUCUCAGGUUAUCACUACUUUACGUGCGGCAGUCGAUUCGGCACUUGCUGCUCGAAAGACGGCCAGUUCUUAA